Messenger RNA from Saimiri boliviensis boliviensis (Bolivian squirrel monkey), 1919 nucleotides. The record is from RefSeq and is a predicted model, not a curated record. NCBI's taxonomy places the organism in Eukaryota, Metazoa, Chordata, Mammalia, Primates, Cebidae.
AGGGAAGAUGGUCCAGGCUAGGGUAGUCGCUCUCAACUCCCGCUGCCCCCUCCCCUGAGCCAGGUGAUUUGGGAGGCCCUCUUCUUCCUUCUUUCCCUCCCACCCCACGCGCCACCAGGGAUGACUCCGUGGCCUCACAGGAACAGUACUCUAGCCCAGUGGCCGGACGUCCCCAAUACCGCCAACACCAGUGGGCUGCCAGGGGUGCCGUGGGCGGCGGCCCUGGCUGGGGCGCUGCUGGCGCUGGCUGUGCUGGCCACCGUGGGAGGCAACCUGCUGGUCAUCGUGGCCAUCGCCCGGACGCCGAGACUCCAGACCAUGACCAACGUGUUCGUGACUUCGCUGGCCACAGCCGACCUGGUGGUGGGACUCCUGGUGGUGCCGCCGGGGGCUACCUUGGCGCUGACUGGCCACUGGCCGUUGGGCGCCACUGGUUGCGAGCUGUGGACCUCAGUGGACGUGCUGUGUGUGACCGCCAGCAUCGAAACCCUGUGCGCCCUGGCCGUGGACCGCUACCUGGCCGUGACCAACCCGCUGCGUUACAGCGCACUGGUCACCAAGCGCCGCGCCCGGGCAGCCGUGGUCCUGGUGUGGGCCGUGUCGGCCGCGGUGUCGUUUGCGCCCAUCAUGAGCCAGUGGUGGCGCGUAGGGGCCGACGCCGAGGCGCAGCGCUGCCACUCCAACCCGCGCUGCUGUGCCUUCGCCUCCAACGUGCCCUACGUGCUGCUGUCCUCCUCCGUCUCCUUCUACCUUCCGCUCCUCGUGAUGCUCUUCGUCUAUGCGCGGGUUUUCGUGGUGGCUACUCGCCAGCUGCGCUUGCUGCGCGGGGAGCUGCGCCGCUUUCCGCCGGAGGAGUCUCCGCCGGCGCCGUCUCGCACUCUGGCCCCCGCCCGCGCUGAGACGUGCGCUCCAGCUGAAGCAGUGCCCGCCUGCGGCCGGCGGCCCGAGCGCCUCCUGCCUCUUCGGGAACACCGGGCCCUGUGCACCUUGGGUCUCAUCAUGGGCACCUUCACUCUCUGCUGGCUGCCCUUCUUUCUAGCCAACGUGCUGCGCGCCCUGGGGGGCCCCUCUCUGGUCCCCGGCCCGGCCUUCCUCGCCCUGAACUGGUUAGGCUAUGCCAACUCUGCCUUCAACCCGCUCAUCUACUGCCGUAGCCCGGACUUUCGUAGCGCCUUCCGCCGUCUUCUGUGCCGCGGUGGCGGCUGCCUGCCCCGGGAGCCCCGCGCCGCCGCCUCCCCCGCCCUCGUCCCCUCGGGCGCCUCCGAGGCCGGGACCAGCCCCGCGCAGCCCAGGCUUUGCCGACAGCUCGACGGAACUUGUGGAAAGCCUCUAGCCUCUGUUCACAAUGAAUCCCAUGGGAUUUCCGGGCUGUGACACUCUACCCUUCAGAACCUGGCGACUGGGCCAUGUGACCCGAGUGGGGAAUCCUUACCAAGUGGGUUCUUUCACUCUCUGAGAGAUGUUUUCUAAACCCCACCCUUGAACUUCACUCCUCCUUUGGUGGUAGUGCCCAGCUGCCCUGGAGCAGCCAGCUGGCUUUGGUAGAGGGCACCCAUCACCUGGCUCGCUUGUGCAGUCAGUGAGUGCUUAGGGCAAAGAGAGCGCCCCCGGUCCCAUUCCUUCUGCCACCCAAACCCUGAUGAGACCGCAGUGUUCUCCAGGCUCCAUAGCCCAGGCUCAGAGUAGCAGGCUGGAAAAGACCAAGAUUUGGGGUUUUGUCUCUAGUUCCCUCAUUACGGCUCUCAAGCACUGGCCUCUCUCACCGUAGCCAUGAAACGGCUCCGAUCUACCUCAUGGCAGUGUCAGAAGGUCUUUGUCGGGGUUUUGGGAGCUCCAGGUUCACAGGAAGGUGAACCAUGGGAACACAUCCCUUCUUUUCCUUUUGCAAUCAGAUGAAUAAAUAUCACUGAACGCGGUUC